This is a messenger RNA of Lepisosteus oculatus (spotted gar), 9848 nucleotides long. Lineage: Eukaryota; Metazoa; Chordata; Actinopteri; Semionotiformes; Lepisosteidae. The record is from RefSeq and is a predicted model, not a curated record.
CCAUUGUUUCGUGGUUCAAUCCUGCUGCUCGCACUUGCAAUUUCAAGUCAGCUUCGCAACGGAGUUGAGAGGUGGCGCAAGACUCCUGGAUACUUUCCUAACGUUUGACACAAAAUAAAGAAAACGACAAUUAAAAUCAAACUCGCAGCCUGUGUUUUGGAUAGCCCGGUACAAGCGAAUUUAAGAUUGGUAAUCGUAGCAGCGUUGUAUAGAAAGAAAGCGGUGCAAAGACAGAAAGAAACUGCAUAUAUUCUGGUUUAACUGCGAAGGAACGCUUACAGGAAGAUGAUGCUUCAUUCACUGUUGGGUUUCUUUGCGCUCCUGCUGCAAGUUGAAGGCAGGCGCCCUGAAAUUAUCACCAGUAACAACAAUGGAAAUUCCUUGGACAAUGACAAAUGGUUGAGCACCGUCUCCCAGUACGACAAGGAUAGAUAUUGGAACAAAUUUCGAGAUGAAGUAGAGGAUGACUACUUCAAAAACUGGAGCCCCAGCAAGCCCUUUGACCAAGAGAUGGACAUUAGAUCGGGGAGGCAAGGAGACACAGGUCCUGCUUCCAGGGCAGCUUCAGCAAAAUGGAGAACUGAAGAAGCUCUGGAUGCCACGAAAGACCCCUGCCUGAAAGUGAAAUGCCCCCCACACAAAGUGUGUGUAAGCCAUGACUACCAGACGGCCAUCUGCAUCAACCAUAAGCAACUCAUGCACAGUAUGAAACCCAGAAGAGGAAACCUGGCCCACAAGUACUGGAUGGGAACAGGCAACCUAGCCAAGUGCAAGCCCUGUCCUGUGAUCCACCCUAGCCCUGUCUGCGGCUUAGACGGACACACAUAUUCUUCUAAGUGCAAACUGGAAUUCCAGGCUUGCUCUACAGGGAAGACCAUCUCACUGAAGUGUGAGGGACCCUGCCCCUGCCUUCCAGGCCAGGAGGUAAUCAAACCAAGAAAUGACAAAAACGGGCCAGAGAAGAUUCUUGCUUUCAGAAUGAGUGGUGCAUGCAGUGACCAUGAGCUGAGAAGCCUUGCCUCCAGGUUAAAGGACUGGUUUGGUGCCCUUCACCAAGAUGCCAAUCGAGAUCUUAAAACCACUACUGCCUCUGAUGCAGCACAAGGUCGGUUUGACACCAGCAUCCUUCCCAUAUGUAAAGACUCCCUAGGUUGGAUGUUCAACAAGCUGGAUAUGAAUUAUGACCUGCUCCUGGAUCACACUGAGCUUAGUGCCAUUUACCUGGACAAGUAUGAGCAGUGCAUGAAGCCCCUCUUCAACUCCUGUGACUCCUUCAAGGAUGGGAAACUCUCCAACAAUGAAUGGUGCUACUGUUUCCAGAAGCCAGAUGGCCUCCCAUGUCAGAAUGAAAUUAAUAGAAUUCAAAACCAAAGCAGACGGAAGCCCCUUGUAGGAGCUUUCAUCCCGAGAUGCAACGAGGAAGGUUACUUCAAGCCCACUCAGUGCCAUGGAAGCACGGGGCAGUGCUGGUGUGUUGAUAAAUAUGGCAAUGAGAUAGCAGGGUCCAGGAAACAAGGCAACCCCACCUGUGAGGAAGACCAGGAGACCUCAGGCGACUUUGGCAGCGGAGGAGCUGUGAUCCUCCUGGAUGACCAGGAGGAUGAACGGGAUCAGGCCAGUCGGCAGAAGGAGCGGAAGGUCAGAGUUCACCCACGAGGUGCCAUCGAGGAUGAUGAAGAUGAGGAGGAUGACAAAGAUGAUGAGAUUGGUUACGUCUGGUAGCUCUUCUAACACCUUUUCCAGGGACUCUCAUUUAUUGCACAGAUCUGAAGCCAUUCCACAGUUACUUCUCUCUCAUGCUACGGAAAUGAAAAAAAACAACAGAUGUUCCCAUUAUCUUAGACUACAAUUACAACAGAAAAACAAGCGUGUUCUCCCUUUCCUAGCUAAAUUCUCUACAUACACCACACCUUUGCCUAUUCUGCAUCAGUACCAAAUCUGAAUGUUUUAUGGCAGAAGCUUCUUUUUAAAUUCGCUGGUGGGCAGAAAUUCUGUAGAUUUAAUGAGACUGAAAAAAACAAAAAUUAGAAACACAGUGAAAGUCAAACAUGAAGAUUUGUUUUUUGUAGUCUGAGAGAAGUUUGACUUUGACAUUGGUGAAAUACAAUGUGACCAGCAGUUUUUGUUCAGAGAUAAGGCAGAUGUACUGUAUAUGCUGGUUUCAGAAGGCUUUUGGCUUUUAAGGUGUGCAGUUUGAUCCCCAUAGAUUCUGUCAAACUAAAGCACAUUUGUUACAAUAAUGGCGACAUGUCUUAGUAGCAUUCUGUAAUGCUUCAUUGGUUUUUCUGCAACAUCCUUACCAAUUGUGUCAAAUUUGUGUUUUUCUUAUAAUUUGUCUAAUUAUACAGUACAUAACAAAGUCCCCUAUAUGGAAAGCUAUAAUUUUUAUGUGGAUAUUCAAAUCCUUUAAUUUAUAUACUUGUUUCAAACUAAUUUACAUCCUGUGUACAAUUAGGGUUCUUUGAAUUAAUGUAGCUCUUCUGAAUUAUUUUAAACUAAUAUCCCCACAUCUCCUCUGCUCAAGCUUGAUUCCAUUCAUCUUGUGGCUUAUUCUUUCAAUGAGAUUUUGUGAUUUGUGUUUUCUUUCCAAAAUAACUUUCUAGUCUCACACCAUCACUUUUGUUACUUUGUAUAGCACUUCAUUUCCAACCUGGUUAUUGUUCGUUCAAAAUGUAUCACAUUGAGAUAAACACCUUUUGAUUGUCAUAUAAUAAAAGAGAACAAAUAUUAGCAAAGUAAACCUGUGAGGGAAAAAAAAGGCUUAGUAACAAAAAGUAAGAAUAUAAAUUUAAAAUGAUUCAGGCUCUUUUGGUUGGUCUGCAUUCAUCGAUUUACCCUGAGUUGACAUGUAUUCCUAAUUUAAAGUUAAGCCAGGUCUUCAAACAUCUGACACAAGGCUUAGUUUACAAUAAGGAGUUUUAGUUGUGUUAAAUUUAACUAAGUCAUCCUCUGGGGUUCAUGAGCUUUUGUUAUGACUUGCGUCCACAGUUCUCAGUUUGUCUUAUUGAUUUUUCAUUGAUUGCUGUACUGAAUGUCAAGCAGUUAUAAAUAUGAAAGGGUCUGGAUCCUCUUUUUUUUAAUCUUCAGGCAUCACAGGCUAUUUUGAGACAGAUAGUUAUUUUUAGGUCAGCUGCAUUUUUGCAGAUUAGAGACACAAUAGAUAUUAUCAUUUGUAUCAAGAUAAUUUAUUUCUCCAACAGUCUCUUGCAUGCCCACAGCCCUUGGCACCAAGUAGUUGAAUUAACACAUUAUGAUACAUACUCUAUAUACAGUACAGUACAGGUGGGAUAAACAUAGUGCAACAUAUGAUGUAAGCUAUAGAGUGUUUCCAUACAGUAGGAUAUUGAUAUUUUUCCAUCAAUAGUAAGGAAUGACUACUGUACAUAUAAUCCCCUUCUCAAUCAUGCAGAGCUGAACAAAUGGUAUGGCUUCCUGGAGGUUUUGAAUCCCAAUAACAGUUUUUUGUAUUAUGAUUUAUUUAAUACACACAUUUAUUUUUGUGGCUUUGCCUUAAACUCUGUUGUGGUAGACCCAUUUUAUGUUAUAAUCUUGUCCCUGUCAAAAGAGUGGGAUUUUGGCAUUCUAAUUUUAUUUCAGUACUUUUCUCUUGCAAAUAAAGGCAUUUGCUGCCUUGAAUUUAUUUGCAAGCUCCCUGUAUACUAAAUGAAUGUACUGUACGACUUUAAAAUGUGCCCGACUUUGUAUUCUCAUGCAUGUCCAGUAGUAGUUCUCAAGGUAAUUUCCAUUGGCCCUUCACCUCAGUGCUUUUAUGGUUUAAGAAAGAGGAUUAUAAAGUAAGUUUUAAGACAUGCACAAAAAGGUGUAACUUUAUUCGAGUAACUACUUAUACUGUGAGAAAAGAUUGUAUGUUAUCCUUCUGUUGAAGUCUGUCCUCUUUUUCUUUUUAAAGUCUUAAUUCUUUCAAAUGCUCUUUUAGCUGGUAAUUUUGAAAACUGCAGCAGAAUAAAUGACAGGGGAUCACUUCUUUUGCAAUAUUUUACAAUAUGCCUUUUUUCUCCCCUUUGUUUAAAUUAUUUUGUACAUGACAGUGAGGGCAUUUCAUGUGUCGCAAUUUUAAGGGGUACUCUUUUAAUGUGCUCUUUCAUGUGGAACAAUUAACACAAGUGUUGGUUUUCACAAGUUUGUACUGCUAAAUAGCACAGGAGAAGCUUACUGUGAAAUACUAGGAGCAUGACUAAAUAAUGUGCUUGCUUUCUUUUCUGUCUGUUAAAUUGAAUGUGAGCUGUUACUAAUUCUAAAAUAGUCAAUAGGAUUUUAUUUUUUAAAUACCAUAAAUUCUACAAUCAAACAAUUGCUUUGGAAAAGAACAUAAGAAUAUGUGUUUGAUUCAGUCAAUCAAUCUUGUUUUUCUGGAAUACAAUGCAGUGAAAGUUUGAACAGUGUUUGGCUAAUAAUAAAUAUGCAUCAAAAGGCAGAUGUUUGAGAAAACUUGCCAAAGCAUUGCACUGUUGAUUCAUUACAUACAGAAUGUACUGACAGUUGAUGAUAUGAGAUGAGUAAAUAUUCCCUUUAAGAGAAGAGCUCCUGGUUGGAGUUUUAAGGUUAACACGCAUACGGUUUUCCUAGGCCAGUCUGGUUCUGACUCAAACACCUGACACUAAUAUUUACUAACUGUCCUAGUAGUAAUUGCUAAGAGGUAUGCAAGAUAUUUUGUUAUUUGUUUGUUUGUAUGUUUCUUUUUUUAACUUUGUUAUAUGACCAGCAAUGCUUCAGUAAGAUGUUAUUUCUGAAUAUAUACAUAAGUUAUGAUUGCAGCUCAACUCAUUUCUUCACAAUGCAUAUCCCCCUCACAUGGUAUAAUCUUUUGUUUUCCCAAGAUUCACUGCAUUUUGACCGUGGGAGGUAGACUAUAUAUACUGAUGCACAUUUCAACAAAAAAUACACACUGGAAUAUAAACAAUGUCACAGAACAUAAAGGAAUUGUGACAGACUUUAGCUAUAAAAUGACAUUGGUAUGCAUUGUCAUGCUUAGUUAUUUUGGCAAAACUAAUUAUUGGACUUUGUUCUUAAAGCACUGAUGCAUAGACCUUAUCAGCCUCUGGAUAGACUGCUUUGGAAAGUUCUACCACUCUUCCUGUGGCAAAGGUUGGACUAUUGCAGCUGGUUUGAGCAAGGCAAAUGUCAGUGUAACACUCACCAUGACAUCUCACCAAGAAACCAAACAAGUGUUGUCUUCUAUCAGGUCAUUCAUGAGCGAAACAUCAUCCAAUCCUGAUUAAAACACUGUCACUCUCUUUGUGAUCACCUUAGGUGGCAUUUUUGUCACUCAGCUGUCAGCUAUACCCAUGACCGACUUAUGAGCACGCUGAUCAUUUUCAUGCAGAUGGCAGUCUACAGUUAUUUUGCUAAUGUGCAGGUUAUCUUCUUCCUUCUUCCUGGAAUUUCUUAUGUUACAGUCACUGCAGUCUGAAAAUCACUAAGCAGAUGGAUCAGAUGGAUGUGAAGUAAGAGCCUUGGCAAACUCUCCACCUUCCAAAAUGUGGCUUGUCACUCACUAUUCUGGUUCCCUAGUUUCUCCAAACUGUUCUGCUGAAAUAGAGUAUAAUAUUAGCCGAAUAUAUCAUUCUUCAGGCGACGUCUCUCUUGGACAAGCUGCCUUUAACCAUGCCAAUGGCAACAGGGAAAUCUUCAUUACUCUUGCAUUAAUUAAAAUCAUGCCUUUAAAUGACUAUUCAGUUUUUCUACAAACUCUUUUUGGCAAUUUUAACUGUUCUUUAAAAAGGAACACUGAAUAUCUGGUGUUUUCAUGAAAUUAUGUUACUCGAUCUUGUCAUUUUGUUAUGCCAAGGAAGAGUACUAAGCAGAGUCAAAAUGUCUUCUCACUAUUUAAAUUGUAAAUAAUUGUAUUUACAGUAUGUGUCCACUAAGCUAUUGCUAGAGUAUAGAAUGUUACAUUUUCAUUGCAUAUCAAUAUAUUUAAAUGCAGAUGAAGAAAUAGGCUGUUAUCUCAUUUUGGAUAACAUAGCUGCCAGCCACUAGUGUAUUAGUUAUAUGAACUGUAAAAUGUAUACAAAUACAACAGAUGUUCAUCUGAGGUGAAUCCUAACAUCAAAUUGUCCAGCAUACUUGGUACUCAGUGCUCUGAAGUAGACCCUCAGUUUCUCACUCACUCCAGUAGAACAUUUUUAAUCUGAAAGACAACAUAUUUAAUCUAUUUUUUUCCCACAAUAUUACAGAAACUUUCCUCUUUGACUGUAAUGGAAUAAAUUUAUUCUGAAAUUAUAUAAACAAUCCUGAUAUAGCUAUUAAAGAGUUAUUAAUGAGUUUUUGGAAUGUUUUUUUCUUUAAAAAGUGACUUUAGAACAGCAAAGAGUGAUCUAUCCACCAUGAAUAUGUUAUUACAUUGUUAAAUUAUCCUGCAAACAGUGAUUGUACAUUGUUUAGACUCUUACUCACAGAGUAUUUGGAAAUAAGCAAAGCUAAUAUUCCUUUGGACAAACUAAUAAUCUGUAAACCUUGCCUUUUCAUAUUAAGUCAUCAUAGUAAAUGAGUGUUAUUUACUUCUAUAUAAUUAUUCCUUGUUUGGCUAAGUUUGGUGUCUUGAGGUGUUACCGUUUCGAGGCAGCAUGUAAUUUCUCCACUAAACCACUAAACCACUGUUUCAUACCUGUAUGUUGUUGCCUGAAAAAUAUGCAAACUGACAGGUGUUUUUAACAGUUCCACGUAUAGCAUAGCAUAGCAAUCCUACAAUAACAGCUGUCAUUGCAUGCAGCAAUGUUUUCAUGCAGUUACUGUAUGCAAGAGCAUAUGAAGUAAGAACUUCUUUUUCAAGAGUGGAGGACAUUAAAUAACCUGCCACAAUAAAUGUUAAUCAAUCAGUGUUAAGAUGUCUCUCAUUGAUCAUUAGCAUAAAGUUAAAUUCACCUCUGAACACAUUAAAGUAUAAGGAUUAAAGGGUUUUUGAUGAGGGUGUUGGCUGUAGGUGUUGGUUCCCUGCAGAGAAUAUGAUUGUCCAACUUCAUCUCUCUCAAGACUUGUCAAAAUUUUGUGGAUUUUUUUUGCACCAUUAAGGAUAUGAGGUUAUGGAUAAAAUGAUCCAUCCUUCAGAUGAAACAUUAAACCGUGUUCUGGAGUCAUUACAAUUCCAUGGAAUCAGGAUGUUAUCCCUGGUGUCUUGGGUAAUCUGGUCUACCUAAAGAUCUCUGUUAAUUAAAUUGGUGAAACAAUUCCUUGCUUUUGUACCUAAUCUAGGUUGAUGAGUGUCACCCAGGUGGAGUAUGUAAUUCAGUGGUGGGUGAAUUGUGUCCUUUCCUUAUAUAGAUAAAGUGCUCUGGAGUUUGUUGACUUAAUAGUUAACUAAUGCAUUUAAUACUUGAAUGAUGGAUUGAUCUACUUUAUCUGAUUGCUAAAUUAAGCAAAGUGGUGCAUUUCUGACAUGUAGUCACACUGUAAUCAUGGUGCAACACUAGGAGAUUCAAUUAACAUUUUUUAAUGCUAGAGAAAGAUACUUUUAGAAUAUUAUUUUCCACCACUCCCAUGUAGAUUUUAACAUAGCAUGUCAUGUCAACAUCUGAUGCCAUUUGGAAAGAUUAUGGUUAAUGAUCCCAGAAGAUCAUAACCCUGGUUUUAAGCAUCUUUCCUAGUUCAACAAUAGACUGGCUUUAGUUUUCUUGGAAAACUAUAUACAAUAGAAACAGUACUUUUGCUUUUUAAAUUAUAUUGAUAAUAGCAUCAUUAACUAUUCCAUUUUUCCCAUGCUCAGAUCAAUUAUAUUUUAUUUUACCUUUAGCGAUUAUAUCUCAGUAGUUGAUGGAUUCUUGAAGAUAAGGUUGUGCUAGAAGAGCAGAUUUCUAGUAACGCAAAUAUACAUCUGCAUCGUAGGAGAGUCUCAGAAUUUAUAUAUCAUUGUGAAGUUGCAGUUUUCUUUUGCUCAUACAUGACUGAGAAUGGAAGGAUGUUGGAUUUGUUACGCCGGGCCCAACAAGGUGUUGAAACUCAGUCUCGGUGAAAAGUAGAAUCAAUGAGCCAAGAUAUGCAGCAAUCAAAAUAAUUUAUUCUUUGGCAGCACCGAAGAGAACAAACAGAGCUGAGACUGAGGAAACAGCUGAGGCAGUAGCUGUGUAGCUGAAGCAGGCAGAGCAGAGGGCUGAGGUCUGAGGUGAUGAAGAGCUGAUUAGUGGCAAUGACAGAGGAACUGGAAACUGAGGAUUAAGAAACAUUGAGAAAUACUUCUGGUUCCUCAGGGCUUAAAUACUGUGCGAGGUUCCCUAAUUGGCCUGAUAGGCCCGGCCUGAUCUCAUUGAGGAUGGCCCCAAUGAGUCUCUAGCAUAUGUGGAAUGCUCAUUGGUUAUUGAUGGAGCUAAUGUGGUGGAGGUCGGGGCGUAACAGGAUUAAAACAUUAAUUAUACUGUGUUUGUUUUCUAAAACAUGUACUGUAGCAAGGAAUCAUUUAAGACACUUAAAUCUGAUGGUACUGUACUGUAGAAGUCCACGUAAAUAUUCAAAUUCCCUUGACCUUAACAGUACAGUGACAUUUUUUGUGAUUAUAUAAAGUUAAUAAUUAAUUAAAACAACUUUGAUCACAGCACUUUAUUGAAUCAGUGGGCUGCAUUCCUCAAAGGGACAUUUUUCAAUUACAUGUAGUUAACUUGCUUUAGUAGAAGUCCUGAAAUUUAAAUGCAUUUCAAUGUCAAGCUACAGUAUAGAAGACUCCAACCCUUAAUUAAUUAAUUAAAAGGUAGCAAACUUUGAAUGUAAGGUAUCUAGUAAUUGUUUCUCUGAAAACUUGGAAGAAUUUCAGAAUAUGUCUAAUUGAACAAAAAAUUAACAUGGCUAACAACUAAUCUGGUUAUAAAAAUACCCUUAAGGACUGGAAUUUAGCAGACCUUCAGGAUAUUUUCUGCAGUGUACUCAGCACUGAAAAUACAACAUUUCACAAAAAUAACUGCUAGUUCUAAAUCCAUGAAAGUGAAUAAUGUACUUUUGUAAUGUGUCUUUGUUCUGCUAAGAGGUGUAAUACAAGUACAGUAUCUUACCAAUACAGCACAUUACAUCUGUUGAGGUUUACCAUGUACUGUUUAUUAAAGUCUCCAUGCAGAGUUACAGAAACAGAAGAAUUGUUCUCAAACUGCUAAGCUUUUUUAAUUGGAAAGUUUUUUUUGUUGUUUUAGAAAGAAUAUUGUAAUGACAAAACUGAGCACACUUUCUGAAACAAACUGCAGGUUUGUAUUACUUUUAAAGGUAGUCGUUGUUUUUUUUUCUCUCAAGGCCCUACAAUAAAUAGAUAAGUUACUGUAUAUGAGAUUAAUUUGCUUAAAAAAUUCAGCACUGUUCAUUCUUCACCACGUCUGAAAUUAGCUUUUCUUUUGCUCUUUGUAAUUUGUUCCUCUGGAAUAACUUUUUCAGAUAACACACCACAGUAGACUUCUAAAAAGGUGGCACUGCAUUUUUAACAACUUAAGAGACAAACAGUAUACAGUACCAUGUAUAAAGCAUGGUUCAGUAACUUAGUUGGGUGCCCUCUCAUUCUCUCGUCCCUGUUUUUAAUCUGUAAUAUUGUUAUAAAGUCUUUAAUGCACAAUAACAUAAAUGGCCAUAUUUGCAGAUGUCUUAUUUGUUAAUUUUAUAUUUUUUACUUUGUAAAGAAAACAAAAUGUAAUAUAAUGCCAUCUAUAGUACUGUGGCUGUGUUUAUUUGCAUUUAAAAGUGUAUAAGUUGAUAGUCUUCAGUGCAGCUAAAUCAGUAGCUAUUUAGAAACAACGUGUAGUGAGUUCUGAAUGUUCUUCCUUCUGGAGUAAAAAUGGAAUGUUGAUGUUUUUGGCUGACUUUCUGAUUUCAAUGUAACUGUUCCAUUUUGUCUGUCUGAAUAAAUUUUAGUCUGUCCAUUA